AUGGCGACACCUUCAGCAAUUCCCACAAACUCAAAACGCGACACCACUGCCCAGUUUCACAGAGUCACGAGAGGAAACCGGAGCCUCUGGUACCAGCUGACUGUCCUGCAACAACCAGAGCGAGCCCGAGCAUGCGGUUCUGGCAUGAAAGCUAAUAGCGAUCGCCGACCCGUUGACCCUCCGCCUGUUGUCGAGCUACGAAUUGUUGAAGGCCCCACUCUUGAAGAGGGCAAGGAUGUAACCUUUGAUUAUAACGCCAACUUCUUUCUCUAUGCCAGUCUCGAGCAUGCUCGCCCGAUAGCCUCUUGCCGUGUUUCAACGCCCACCACCAACAACCCGCCUAUUCUUACCGGUGUUCCCGCCUCAGGCAUGGCCUAUCUUGACCGUCCAUCCGAAGCCGGCUACUUUAUCUUCCCUGAUCUUUCUGUGCGCCAUGAGGGCCUCUACCGCCUGACUUUCAGCUUAUUCGAGACUACCAAGGAGGAGCAGGAUUUCGAUAUUCAGCCUGCCGAUGGCGAUCUUCCACCUGGCGUGGACUUCCGAAUGGAGAUUAAGACCGAUCCAUUCUCAGUUUUCAGCGCAAAGAAGUUCCCCGGUCUCAUGGAGAGCACACAGCUCAGCAAGACAGUCGCUGACCAGGGCUGCCGAGUCCGAAUUCGUCGUGAUGUUCGCAUGAGGAAGCGCGACACCAAGUCGGGUGGCAACAACAACAACAACAACAACAACAACAAUAACGCUGGAAACAACGCCUUUGAGCGUCGUGAGGAAGAUUUCGGUCGUAGAAGGACUGUUACCCCUGCCGCAGAGGACCCCCAUGGAAUCAGGAAUCGAUCUCAAAGCAACUCGAGCGAACACCGAGCUUCCUACUCUGACGCCUCUCGCCGACCUUCGAUGGUGGACUCGUACCCUCCUCCACCUCCGCCUCCUCCAUCUUACGACCCGGCUCCUUCAGCUCCGCGUCACCUUGCUUUUGGCGAGUCAUCUGGUCCCAAAUACCCGGCACCUCGACAAUAUGCCCACCAGCCUGGUCUGCAAAUAACGCCUGUCCCCGCCAACGGCCCGUACCCCUCGGCUGCCCAGUCGCCAUACGCCAAGACCGAUGCGCCCUAUGGCUACAGCCGUCACCUCCCACCAUCAUGUCCUUCGCCCGCCCCGUCUGUCAACCGCGAUUUAUAUGACCGUAGACAGUCCACCAGCACCUACGUUCCACCCUCACCUUCAGUCUACUCCACGGAGGGCCACUACCGUCGAGACUCGCAAGCGUCAUACCCUCCCACGCCGGCUGCUGCUCCUCUUCCUCGCAUGAACACCGAGCCAUCUCGCGGAUCUAUCAAGAUUUCUGCUCUAGUCGAGCCCAUGCCAGUCAUUGAACCUCAGGUCGACCCUCUCCCUGAACUUCCCCCCGUCAAUGUUGGCGGUAAGCGCAAACACGAGAGCGUCUUUGCCCAAAACACCAGGCCACUUUUCAAUGGUCAAAGACAAAUGGACCCUCACUACGGCCGGUCUCACCGUGGUUACAGCCCCGACCACGACCAAGGCUCUUACUCUCGAGCUGAUGGUCAGAUCAGUGUUAUCCAAUUCAACAAAUACGAGUAUUAA
Fusarium pseudograminearum CS3096 is the source of this 1599-nucleotide messenger RNA. RefSeq lists its product as uncharacterized. Bases 1 to 1599 code for a protein of 532 amino acids. The record is from RefSeq and is a predicted model, not a curated record. The transcript is spliced from 2 exons. NCBI's taxonomy places the organism in Eukaryota, Fungi, Ascomycota, Sordariomycetes, Hypocreales, Nectriaceae.